This is a messenger RNA of Danio rerio (zebrafish), 1363 nucleotides long. RefSeq names its product small integral membrane protein 24 (gene smim24). The record is from RefSeq and is marked validated. Lineage: Eukaryota; Metazoa; Chordata; Actinopteri; Cypriniformes; Danionidae. Gene Ontology annotation, cellular component: membrane.
GAUAUUUUUGCUCUGUUUUCACCAGAAAAGAACGACUGUCAUUUUUGUAAACCUUUAAGUAAGCACUUUGAAACAAACACACAGACUAAAAGUAACUAUUAUUUCAUUUAAGAGUAAAUAAAGUUUUUCUCUAAUAUAUUUUUUCAGCACUUUAGACUGGCAUGCCCUUCUGUUCUGCUGAAGAGUCCAUUUGUCUUUACAGCAUUACAGCACAUAACAUCAUUAUCUAAGUAUAAUCAUGCACAAUUACUCUGGGAGUUACAUGCUGCGGUCUCUGCUCUCUUUAUUGGAUUUUGUACUUUGGACACAAUAAAACCUUCACAUAUUUACAGACGACAGAGGAAGACGGCAGUGUGACUGCACUGUAAAUUCACCAUGUUUCAUCUAAAGAAUAUCGCUGCCUUCAUAAUACUCUCUGCCUGCAUUUAUCAAGCUCAAGCUGGUGGCCAACGGGCGACAUCAGACACAGGAAAAGUCACAUUACAGCCAUGGCUGGUGGGACUGGCAGCCGUUGUUGGAUUUCUCUUUAUCGUCUUCGUUGCCCUCAUCAUCCAAAGACUUUUUUUCAAGAAAGACAAAAGUGCAGAAAAAGCAGAAAAGCAUGGAUUUUAUGAAAACAUAGCAGCUGAUCUGGAGGCAAGUGAGGAGACCAAGCAGACCAAUUUCUAAUGAGAAGAAAAGACGAUAACGUCCUUGCAAGCCCGUCUUGCUCUCUAUGGAAAUCAUGCUACAACUUUAUGCAGUAAUUGUUAUUUAAUUAUAUUCUAUCUUGUGUAACAUGUCAAUAUAUCAUUUUAAGUUAUACUUUUUGGCCUGCGGUUUUUUAAAGUUGUUUCUUAUAUCCUCCACCAGAUGGCGCAGCCUUCACCCAUUCACAGUGCUAUUUAAACACCUUUUUUUGGCACAUUCUCUAUGCAAGUUUUACUACUUUGGUGUAGAUGUAACUCAAAUCCCUAAAUAUGAAACAUUCAUUAUAGCACCGAGACCACUGGAACAGAAAAGCACAUACUAAAUGAUUCACUUUGUGCACAUAAUGCUCUGAUAAACUGGCUUUUGACUCGUAUGACAUGUCUCUGGGUUCGGCAUGUAUGUAUGCUAAAUAGACAAGGCUAUGAGAUCCAUUACUCAUUUUGAGUGACAGUUUGGACGUGUUAAAUGCUUCCAGUCAAAUGAUGUAACCCAGUUUUGCUUUUGGAACCAUUUGCUUGGCCUGGGGGGAUUAUGUGAUGAAAAUUUCAUUUGCAGAAACAAAAAAUGGCCAGGUGUUUAAUUGUGUUAAUAGGGAGUACAAUUAUUCCUCUGCUAAAAGGUGUAAUUUAAAGUAAACAGUGUUUAGAGCAAGACAUUGCAAGCAAAAACAUCU